GGCAACCCGCUGGGGUCACCUUCCACACUGUGGAAGCUUUGUUCUUUUGCUCUUUGCAGUACAUCUUGCUACUGCUCACUCUUUGGGUGCACACUGCUUUUAUGAGCUGUAACACUCACCACGAAGGUCUGCAGCUUCACUCCUGAAGCCAGCGAGACCAGGAGUCCACUGGGAGGAGCAAACAACUCCAGACGUGCAGCCUUAAGAGCUGUAACACUCACUGCGAAGGUCUGCAGCUUCGCUGCUGAGCCAGCGAGACCACGAACCCACCAUAAGGAAGAAACUCCGAACACACCCGAACAUCAGAAGGAACAAACUCCAGACGCGCCACCUUAAAAGCUGUAACACUCACCGCCAGGGUCCGCGGCUUCAUUCUUGAAGUCAGAGAGACCAAGAACCCACCAAUUCCGGACACCCUAUCAGAGAUUUUGAAAACUAUGAAGUGCUGGGAACAGAGAGACUGGACAGCUUCACAAAGGUGGGGAAACCUUGAAAUUGUGGCUUUUAUGACUUCCUGAUGAUCAGUACCAAAUCAACAAGGCACAAAUUUGUGAAUCUAUGUCUGAAAGAGAGGUUCAGCAACAGCUGUCUUAUGGGCUCAAACUAACCAAGGGAAGUUUCGUAGAAACCCCAGCUCAUUUCUCUUGGAAAGAAAGUUAUUACCGAUCCACCAUGUCCCAGAGCACACAGACAAAUGAAUUCCUCAGUCCAGAGGUUUUCCAGCAUAUCUGGGAUUUUCUGGAACAGCCUAUAUGUUCAGUUCAGCCCAUUGACUUGAACUUUGUGGAUGAACCAUCAGAAGAUGGUGCGACGAACAAGAUUGAGAUUAGCAUGGACUGUAUCCGCAUGCAGGACUCGGACCUGAGUGACCCCAUGUGGCCACAGUACACGAACCUGGGGCUCCUGAACAGCAUGGACCAGCAGAUUCAGAACGGCUCCUCGUCCACCAGUCCCUAUAACACAGACCACGCGCAGAACAGCGUCACGGCGCCCUCGCCCUACGCGCAGCCCAGCUCCACCUUCGAUGCUCUCUCGCCAUCACCCGCCAUCCCCUCCAACACCGACUACCCAGGCCCGCACAGUUUCGACGUGUCCUUCCAGCAGUCGAGCACCGCCAAGUCGGCCACCUGGACGUAUUCCACUGAACUGAAGAAACUCUACUGCCAAAUUGCAAAGACAUGCCCCAUCCAGAUCAAGGUGAUGACCCCGCCUCCUCAGGGAGCUGUUAUCCGUGCCAUGCCUGUCUACAAAAAAGCUGAGCACGUCACGGAGGUGGUGAAGCGGUGCCCCAACCAUGAGCUGAGCCGUGAAUUCAACGAGGGACAGAUUGCCCCUCCUAGUCAUUUGAUUCGAGUAGAGGGGAACAGCCAUGCCCAGUAUGUAGAAGAUCCCAUCACAGGAAGACAGAGUGUGCUGGUACCUUAUGAGCCACCCCAGGUUGGCACUGAAUUCACGACAGUCUUGUACAAUUUCAUGUGUAACAGCAGUUGUGUUGGAGGGAUGAACCGCCGUCCAAUUUUAAUCAUUGUUACUCUGGAAACCAGAGAUGGGCAAGUCCUGGGCCGACGCUGCUUUGAGGCCCGGAUCUGUGCUUGCCCAGGAAGAGACAGGAAGGCGGAUGAAGAUAGCAUCAGAAAGCAACAAGUUUCGGACAGUACAAAGAACGGUGAUGGUACGAAGCGCCCAUUUCGUCAGAACACACAUGGUAUCCAGAUGACAUCCAUCAAGAAACGAAGAUCCCCAGAUGAUGAACUGUUAUACUUACCAGUGAGGGGCCGUGAGACUUAUGAAAUGCUGUUGAAGAUCAAAGAGUCCCUGGAACUCAUGCAGUACCUUCCUCAGCACACAAUUGAAACGUACAGGCAACAGCAACAGCAGCAGCACCAGCACUUACUUCAGAAACAGACCUCAAUACAGUCUCCAUCUUCAUAUGGUAACAGCUCCCCACCUCUGAACAAAAUGAACAGCAUGAACAAGCUGCCUUCUGUGAGCCAGCUUAUCAACCCUCAGCAGCGCAACGCCCUCACUCCUACAACCAUUCCUGAUGGCAUGGGAGCCAACAUUCCCAUGAUGGGCACCCACAUGCCAAUGGCUGGAGACAUGAAUGGACUCAGCCCCACCCAGGCACUCCCUCCCCCACUCUCCAUGCCAUCCACCUCCCACUGCACACCCCCACCUCCGUAUCCCACAGAUUGCAGCAUUGUCAGUUUCUUAGCGAGGUUGGGCUGUUCAUCAUGUCUGGACUAUUUCACGACCCAGGGGCUGACCACCAUCUAUCAGAUUGAGCAUUACUCCAUGGAUGAUCUGGCAAGUCUGAAAAUCCCUGAGCAAUUUCGACAUGCGAUCUGGAAGGGCAUCCUGGACCACCGGCAGCUCCACGAAUUCUCCUCCCCUUCUCAUCUCCUGCGGACCCCAAGCAGUGCCUCUACAGUCAGUGUGGGCUCCAGUGAGACCCGGGGUGAGCGUGUUAUUGAUGCUGUGCGAUUCACCCUCCGCCAGACCAUCUCUUUCCCACCCCGAGAUGAGUGGAAUGACUUCAACUUUGACAUGGAUGCUCGCCGCAAUAAGCAACAGCGCAUCAAAGAGGAGGGGGAGUGAGCCUCACCAUGUGAGCUCUUCCUAUCCCUCUCCUAACUGCCAGCCCCCUAAAAGCACUCCUGCUUAAUCUUCAAAGCCUUCUCCCUAGCUCCUCCCCUUCCUCUUGUCUGAUUUCUUAGGGGAAGGAGAAGUAAGAGGCUACCUCUUACCUAACAUCUGACCUGGCAUCUAAUUCUGAUUCUGGCUUUAAGCCUUCAAAACUAUAGCUUGCAGAACUGUAGCUGCCAUGGCUAGGUAGAAGUGAGCAAAAAAGAGUUGGGUGUCUCCUUAAGCUGCAGAGAUUUCUCAUUGACUUUUAUAAAGCAUGUUCACCCUUAUAGUCUAAGACUAUAUAUAUAAAUGUAUAAAUAUACAGUAUAGAUUUUUGGGUGGGGGGCAUUGAGUAUUGUUUAAAAUGUAAUUUAAAUGAAAGAAAAUUGAGUUGCACUUAUUGACCAUUUUUUAAUUUACUUGUUUUGGAUGGCUUGUCUAUACUCCUUCCCUUAAGGGGUAUCAUGUAUGGUGAUAGGUAUCUAGAGCUUAAUGCUACAUGUGAGUGACAAUGAUGUACAGAUUCUUUCAGUUCUUUGGAUUCUAAAUACAUGCCACAUCAAACCUUUGAGUAGAUCCAUUUCCAUUGCUUAUUAUGUAGGUAAGACUGUAGAUAUGUAUUCUUUUCUCAGUGUUGGUAUAUUUUAUAUUACUGACAUUUCUUCUAGUGAUGAUGGUUCACGUUGGGGUGAUUUAAUCCAGUUAUAAGAAAAAGUUCAUGUCCGAACGUCCUCUUUAGUUUUUGGUUGGGAAUGAGGAAAAUUCUUAAAAGGCCCAUAGCAGCCAGUUCAAAAACACCCGACGUCAUGUAUUUGAGCAUAUCAGUAACCCCCUUAAAUUUCAUACCAGAUACCUUAUCUUACAAUAUUGAUUGGGAAAACAUUUGCUGCCAUUACAGAGGUAUUAAAACUAAAUUUCACUACUGGAUUGACUAACUCAAAUACACAUUUGCUACUGUUGUAAGAAUUCUGAUUGAUUUGAUUGGGAUGAACGCCAUCUAUCUAGUUCUAACAGUGAAGUUUUACUGUCUAUUAAUAUUCAGGGUAAAUAGGAAUCAUUCAGAAAUGUUGAGUCUGUACUAAACAGUAAGAUAUCUCAAUGAACCAUAAAUUCAACUUUGUAAAAAUCUUUUGAAGCAUAGAUAGUAUUGUUUGGUAAAUGUUUCUUUUAAAGACCCUCCUAUUCUAUAAAAUUCUGCAUGUAGAGGCUUGUUUACCUUUCUCUCUCUAAGGUUUACAAUAGGAGUGGUGAUUUGAAAAAUAUAAAAUUAUGAGAUUGGUUUUCCUGUGGCAUAAAUUGCAUCACUGUAUCAUUUUCUUUUUUAACCGCUAAGAGUUUCAGUUUGUUGGAAAGUAACUGUGAGAACCCAGUUUCCCGUCCAUCUCCCUUAGGGACUACCCAUAGACAUGAAAGGUCCCCACAGAGCAAGAGAUAAGUCUUUCAUGGCUGCUGUUGCUUAAACCACUUAGACGAAGAGUUCCCUUGAAUCUUUGGGAAAACAUGUUAAUGACAAUAUUCCAGAUAGAUCUUUCAGAAAUAUAACACAUUUUUUUGCAUGCAUGCAAAUGAGCUCUGAAAUCUUCCCAUGCAUUCUGGUCAAGGGCUGUCAUUGCACAUAAGCUUCCAUUUUAAUUUUAAAGUGCAAAAGGGCCAGCGUGGCUCUAAAAGGUAAUGUGUGGGUUGCCUCUGAAAAGUGUGUAUAUAUUUUGUGUGAAAUUGCAUACUUUGUAUUUUGAUUAUUUUUUUUUCUUCUUGGGAUAGUGGGAUUUCCAGAAGCACACUUGAAACCUUUUUUUAUCAUUUUUAUAUUUUCAUGAAAAUACCAUUUAGUAAGAAUACCACAUCAAAUAAGAAAUAAUGCUACAAUUUUAAGAAGGGAGGGAAGGGAAAGUUUUUUUUAUUAUUUUUUUAAAAUUUUGUAUGUUAAAGAGAAUGAGUCCUUGAUUUCAAAGUUUUGUUGUACUUAAAUGGUAAUAAGCACUGUAAACUUCUGCAACAAGCAUGCAGCUUUGCAAACCCAUUAAGGGGAAGAAUGAAAGCUGUUCCUUGGUCCUAGUAAGAAGACAAACUGCUUCCCUUACUUUGCUGAGGGUUUGAAUAAACCUAGGACUUCCGAGCUAUUUCAGUACUAUUCAGGUAACACUAGGGCCUUGGAAAUUCCUGUACUGUGUCUCAUGGAUUUGGCACUAGCCAAAGCGAGGCACCCUUACUGGCUUACCUCCUCAUGGCAGCCUACUCUCCCUGAGUGUAUGAGUAGCCAGGGUAAGGGGUAAAAGGAUAAUAAGCACAGAAACCACUAGAAAGUGGGCUUAAUGGAGUUCUUGUGGCCUCAGCUCAAUGCAGUUAGCUGAAGAGUUGAAAAGUUUUUGUUUGGAGACGUUUAUAAACAGAAAUGGAAAGCAGAGUUUUCAUUAAAUCCUUUUACCUUUUUUUUUCUUGGUAGUCCCCUAAAAUACAGUAUGUGGGAUAUUGAAUGUUAAAGGGAUAUUUUUUUCUAUUAUUUUUAUAAUUGUACAAAAUUAAGCAAAUGUUAAAAGUUUUAUAUGCUUUAUUAAUGUUUUCAAAAGGUAUUAUACAUGUGAUACAUUUUUUAAGCUUCAGUUGCUUGUCUUCUGGUACUUUCUGUUAUGGGCUUUUGGGGAGCCAGAAGCCAAUCUACAGUCUCUUUUUGUUUGCCAGGACAUGCAAUAAAAUUAAAAAAAUAAAUAAAAACUAAUUAAGAAA
Pan troglodytes (chimpanzee) is the source of this 5352-nucleotide messenger RNA. RefSeq names its product tumor protein p63 (gene TP63). The record is from RefSeq and is a predicted model, not a curated record. Gene Ontology annotation, biological process: regulation of transcription by RNA polymerase II; apoptotic process; protein tetramerization. Gene Ontology annotation, cellular component: nucleus. Lineage: Eukaryota; Metazoa; Chordata; Mammalia; Primates; Hominidae. The coding region runs from base 559 to 2598 and encodes 679 amino acids. The transcript is spliced from 15 exons. Gene Ontology annotation, molecular function: DNA-binding transcription factor activity, RNA polymerase II-specific; protein binding; RNA polymerase II cis-regulatory region sequence-specific DNA binding.